UUGAUUUGUUUAUAGCAACGAUUUUCCUUCCAAAUUCCGUUGAGCGAUCAUGGGAGGUCACGGUGGAUUGAACAUCCUCCCGCAGAAGAAGUGGAAUGUCUACAACUUCGAUAAUCGGGAGAAGGUCCGCCUCGACGAGGUAGCCGCCGCCAAGGAGGAACAGCUCAAGCGCGAGCAAUCUCGCCGCCGCGACACCGAGCUUCGCCUCGAGAAGCUCCGUCAGGCUCGUGGCCUACCCAGCCAACAUCCACCCGAAGCCGACGAAAAACCCUCUGUCGAAACUGCACCCGCUCCUGCCCCUGCCCCUGCUCCUGCUCCUGCUCCUGCUCCUGCUCCUGCUCCUGCUGUAUCAAUUGCCGAGCCCUCAAAUUCGGCGUCUGAUUCAAAGCACAUUAAUUUGUUCGAAGGAAUCAGGAUUUUCGACCCGAUCAAGCCCGGCGAUGAGAAGAAAAGUGAAAAGAGAAGCAGAUUUGCGAGGGAUGAUGAUAAGAAUAAGAGGCUGAAGAAGGAGGAGGUUAGGGUUGUGGGGCCGGAGGAUGAGAAUCAUAAAUUUGGGUACGGAGUUGCUGGGAAAGGCGUUAAAUUGCCGUGGUAUAUGGCGAAGAGGGUUGCUGAUGGGGACGACGACGACGGUGAUGAAGAACAGAGGCGUAAGGAGAAGAAGAGGAGCUCUGGUGGUGGUAAAAAAACAAUUGAGGAGUUGAGGGAGGAGAGGCUGAAUAGAGAGAGGAAGGAGAAGGAGAGAGAAAGGGCUUUGUUGAUGAUGAAGCAUAAGAAAGAUGGGGGUUUUUCUUCCCGGAGGAGAUGAGUUCCAGGUUAUGGCAGGUGAUGCAAAUCUGGGGUGUAUUCACUCUUAUUUCACAAGAUGGCAGGUUGUGCAGCUAACGUCAUGUAUUCAUGGAACAAUUGAAACAGCGAGAGCCUUCUUGUACGGGAUCCAAGAAAUUUACAUUCGACAUCUAUGCAUAUAAGUAUAACAAGUCAUUGUCAAGGGAGAAGUGCAGUAAGCAGCCAGUGGGCAGAAGAAACUACAAAAUUCUUCAGUGGCAAGUUGUGUGCUCGGGUUCUUGGUUCAAUCAUUUGGCCUCGUUCGAGCAAUUAGAGCCGGCAUGUACAUCAUGAUAAUUUCUGGUUUGCAUAUCAUAGUCCACUCAAAACCAUUUCCUUAACAUUGUUAUUUUCAGCCUAAGUACUCAAAAGAGAAAAUAUCAAUGGUUUAAAAUGAGAUUAAGUACUCAAAA
Molecule: messenger RNA, 1241 nt
Organism: Salvia hispanica
Lineage: Eukaryota; Viridiplantae; Streptophyta; Magnoliopsida; Lamiales; Lamiaceae
Product: leukocyte receptor cluster-like protein
Source: RefSeq, a predicted model, not a curated record